AUGGAGCAGCUAAAUAUUGGGAGAAUAUCAAGAAAGACUGGUCGGAAGGCGAAGAGUAAUGUAUCUAAAGAUGCGCAUGGGUUUGAAGACAUUGAAGAAUUCUUCAUUCCGACCUCUGAGUCCUCGGAGUCGGAAGCUGAUCAGGCAUCAAACUUGACAAGCAUCACCCCUCCUCCCGCACUGGCAUCUUCUUGGGGAAGGAAUUCUCCUACUAAUAAAAUAAAGACAACCCCAUUGAGUAAGGUGGGAGGAAGAACAUCUUUGCCAAAGGCAAACUCUUUACGCUCUCCUUUGCCACAAACUAAGAAAGCUUCUGCAUUGGUAGAGGACACUGAAGAUGAAAGUCAACAGCCAGAAUUUGUGGAUGAUGAUGAUAUGUUUAAUAUGAAUGAAUCUAUGUCACCUAUAAACCUGCAGAAAGAUUCACCCGAUAAGAACCGAUAUCUUCAAAAUUUAGAACAGUUGAGCCCAGAUUUCGAUGCAGAUGAUCAAUUUGUCAAGUCAGUAACAAAGAGAUUAGCAAAUUCUAAUAAGAAGCAGGCACAUAAAAGUAAAAAGGCAGCAAACACCACGAAACGAAUAGCAUUAAAUAAGAAUAGCAGGAGGAAAAAAUUGUCCGAUUUAUCUGAUAAUGAAGAUGAAGACGAGGAUGAAGACGAAGAACAAGAUACCCAAGAUUCACCAAAGAAGACACAGAAGAAGAAGAUAACGACGCCCUCUGUUAACACCCAAACGAGGAAGAUCAAAUCGCCUACUGUUAACACACAGACAUCAUCCCAGCCACUAAGAAGGUCUAAAAAGUCGACUCCGUUGUCACCCAUACCCCGUCAACAGGCGCAUCCCAGCCUCGAUCGAAAGCUAAUCCAAAGACAACGUCAAAACCAAAGGCAAGAGCAAAAACCCAAACAAAUAGCAAGAAGGAAAAUUGUCAUUCCAGACGAAGAAUCUCAAGAUCUUUCUAACGAAGAAGUUGACCCUGAAGUGGAUGGUGGAGAAUGGUUGAAGGAUGGCAAACUAAACACAUUUGUAUAUGAUGGACCAGGAUCCGAUAAGAAAGUUCCAAGGACUAUUGCAUGGGCUCCAGGCCAUGAGGAGUAUUUACCGCCAUUCCAGGAGAAUGGAGAUAACUUUCGAAUCUCAAUUCUUUUCGAUCAAGAACGAGAUUAUGCUGCCGUUGGUAUAAUGGAGUUGCCAAUAGCGGGUCAAAAAUCACUAAAAACCAAUGGGGACAUGUACUUCACGUUCUAUGUGAUCACUGGUUUGGUUGAAAUAACCGUUAGUAAUACUGUUUUUGUAGUCAACAAAGGAUGUGCAUUUGAGGUACCAAUGGGUAACUUCUACCAAUUAAUCAAUAAGGGGAAAUCGUUAGCCAAACUAAUAUUCAUGCAAGCCAAAUACAAAGAUCUCAACCUGGAAGAAGGCCCAGAAACCAUUGACUAA
Molecule: messenger RNA, 1440 nt
Organism: Komagataella phaffii GS115
Lineage: Eukaryota; Fungi; Ascomycota; Pichiomycetes; Pichiales; Pichiaceae
Exons: 2
Coding region: 1-1440 (479 amino acids)
Source: RefSeq, a predicted model, not a curated record